AUUUAAAGUAUUCCACAAGCGAGCGUUGGUCAGACUGAGCUUUACAAUACUCACAUUGUUGCAAGACUAACUCUUACUAAAAAUAUGGCUGAAAUAAUUCAAGAAGAUAUUAAAUCCUCCGCAUUGGAGCUAAUCGGAAACACUCCAUUGCUAGCUUUAGACCGACUUCACCCAGGACCCGGACGUCUCCUGGUAAAAUGUGAAUUCAUGAACCCUGGUGGUUCAAUUAAAUGCAGAUCGUCCUACAAUAUGAUACAGAAGGCGCGAGAGAGGGGAACUUUGAAACCAGGCGGUAUGGUCAUUGAAAUGACAUCGGGAAAUCAAGGAAGCGGGCUAGCUGUCGUCAGUGCUGUGUUGGGCCAUGAACUAGUAGUUCAUACGUCAAGUGGUAACUCUCACCAGCGAGCUGUACAUAUAGAGGCUUUGGGUACAAAAUGCAUCAAACAUCCCCAAGUUGAAGGAACCUAUGGUAACGUGACAUUGGCUGAUAUAAACGUUGCUAGAGAAGCGGCUGAAAAGAUGGCUAAAGAGACAGGUGCAUAUUUCAUUUUACAGUUUGAAAACCCCGAUAAUGUUGGAGCUCAUAUUGAGACAACUGGGCCAGAAAUAUGGAGACAAACCGGACACCGUGUUGAUGCUUUCGUGGCCGCCGUCGGUACUUCUGGAACGUUUGUAGGUAUUUCCAGUUAUUUGAAAGGGAAAAAUCCUGAGAUUAAAUGUUUCGUAGCAGAACCUGAAGGAUGUGAACCAAUAAAAGGUACUCCAAUUGUAAAGCCAAAACAUAUUCUACAAGGUUCAAGCUAUGGAGAGGUUCCCAAACUAUUUAAUUAUGAGUAUUAUGAUGGCACUAUAACUGUAACCGACGAAGAAGCUCUGCAAUACCAGAAACUGAUCGGAUCAAAGGAAGGCCUGUACGUUGGAUACACAAGCGGUGCUAACGUCGCUGCAGCUGCAAAACUACUGAACUCUGGAAAACUCCCAAAAGAUGCUAGGGUUGUAACAAUUUUAUGUGAUACUGGUUUAAAGUAUCCCUAAGGUAUAUUUUAAUAUAGUUUAAUUCUUUCUGGAGGCUCAAGGCCUAGUAACGGUAAAAAACUAAUAUACUUACUUAUAAAAGUACUUCUUUUGUAUAAACACAUUUAAAAACAAUCAAUUUUAUUAAUUUAUUGUAAAUGACGAGAGCUAUCUAAAUUUGAAGACGAAUGAAUUUGUGUAUAGUUUGUAAGUAAAAUAAAAAAGAGUACUCAUGCAUCCCAUCCCACACUCAAUAACGGAAUGUUUUGCACAUAUUUUAGUGAUUCGAAAUAAAUAUAUCGAUAAGUUAA
This is a messenger RNA of Leptidea sinapis, 1325 nucleotides long. RefSeq lists its product as uncharacterized. Lineage: Eukaryota; Metazoa; Arthropoda; Insecta; Lepidoptera; Pieridae. The coding region runs from base 85 to 1035 and encodes 316 amino acids. The record is from RefSeq and is a predicted model, not a curated record. Gene Ontology annotation, cellular component: cytoplasm. The transcript has 2 exons. Gene Ontology annotation, molecular function: cysteine synthase activity.